GAGAAGAAGAAAGAAAGGCACAGAACAAAGUCACACACUUUUAGAGUCUUUCAGCAAAAACCCAACCUGAGAUUUUUUUUUUGCUCUGCGGCUCAAACAAUAUUUGAGCGAUUAAUUGAGCUAAAUGGGUUUCAGACCGGUUUAUCAAUCCCUCACGGAACUAUUCCCACAGAUUGAUCCAAAGAUUUUAAGAGUUGUUGCAAUUGAGCACCAACAUGAUGUUGAUGAAGCUGCCUCUCUUGUUAUUUCUGAUAUGUGUUCUUUCUCUUCCCCUAAUUCCACUCAACCCCUCAACAAGAACAAGUCCAAGGUUUCCGAUGACCUUCCUUACUUGAAAGCUGAACCUGAUAUGCAAACUGACGAUGGGUGUUUGUCUCUGUCUCAAUGGCUUCAACCAUCUAAGCUUCCACAUAGUUACCUUGCACUGCUCAACGAGGAAUCAACACCUGAUGUAAAACCUCCUCCGGAUUUCCUCGUGGAGAAAGUGGUUCUGCCAGAUCGUGGCGAAGCAACUGGCGUAGGAGGAGGGAUCCGAAACAUGUAUUCUUUUGACAACGUUGGUAGUUCUUCUUUGGUGAAACCUUCUAUUCGUGUACAAAGCCGCACCAACAAUGAACUCUCUGGAAGUAGCAGUAAGGUUCCUGUGGUUAGACGUUCCUCUCGAAAGUCCGUGCAGCCAUGGUCCCCAGACUACUCUGAGAAGCUGAGAAGUUGGAAAAAACGGAACAACAACAACCGUGACUUCCCACACUUCUUUAGCAAAGACAGAGCUGUACCCUCCAAGCAAUCCAAAAGAAACAAUUCCCAAUGUUAUGCCAGUGAGCGUGAUCGCAAGCAGCGAAUUAACGAUAACAUCAAGAAAUUAGGGGAAUUGCUCCCACAGAAAGUUGAGGAUGAUCACCCUGAAUUGACACUGAAUGCCAUUAUUGAUCAUGUUAAGCUUCUGCAGCUACAGAUGAAGGAGUUAAGUCGGAGCAGGCUGGGAGGAGAACCAGUAUCUCGACCUAUGACAUUCAUUGAGGGAUACGGUCACUACAUUCAUCACGAGCAGACGAUGACAAAGUCUCUAGAGGAAGUAAUGGAAGAUCUGCUAACAAAUGACUUCGAUGCUGCGGCAAACUUGUUGGAGAGCAAAGGCCUUUACUUAAUGCCUUUGUCCACUGCCCAAGGCUCCUGCUGACUCCUCACACAAAUGCCUCUUCUCCAUCUGCAAAUCCCAAACACAUGGAAUCAAAAACAAAGUAAAAAAAAAAAACCUUUAAUUAAGACCACUCUUCUGUUUAGUAUAAACAACUAGGCCAUCAAAUCUUUUUUUGUCUAAUGACAGAGAGAUCAGAAAACUUCCUCAAUCUCUUGUUUAUGAGAUAUUCCAAACCAAUGUAACCAAAAUUUCAGUGGAUCUAAAAGUCUUGACAUUCUAA
This is a messenger RNA of Camelina sativa (false flax), 1421 nucleotides long. RefSeq lists its product as uncharacterized. Gene Ontology annotation, cellular component: nucleus. NCBI's taxonomy places the organism in Eukaryota, Viridiplantae, Streptophyta, Magnoliopsida, Brassicales, Brassicaceae. Gene Ontology annotation, biological process: regulation of transcription by RNA polymerase II. Gene Ontology annotation, molecular function: DNA-binding transcription factor activity, RNA polymerase II-specific; RNA polymerase II cis-regulatory region sequence-specific DNA binding; protein dimerization activity. The record is from RefSeq and is a predicted model, not a curated record.